Messenger RNA from Macadamia integrifolia, 1858 nucleotides. RefSeq names its product serine/threonine-protein kinase SRK2A-like. The transcript has 9 exons. NCBI's taxonomy places the organism in Eukaryota, Viridiplantae, Streptophyta, Magnoliopsida, Proteales, Proteaceae. Gene Ontology annotation, cellular component: nucleus. The coding region runs from base 563 to 1633 and encodes 356 amino acids. Gene Ontology annotation, molecular function: ATP binding; protein serine/threonine kinase activity. Gene Ontology annotation, biological process: protein phosphorylation; intracellular signal transduction. The record is from RefSeq and is a predicted model, not a curated record.
CUCUUUUCAAACAAAGGUGCAGAGAGAAAGAUUCCUUUUUUAUACCUGUUGUUCUACUUCCUCUUCCUUCCUUUAAUUCUUUUCUUCCUUUGCACAUUCUUCACUUUCCAGUUUCCAUUGAUACAAAGUUCCAGCUUUUAUCCAGAAGAGCUCCUCGAACCAAACGAAUUAAGGUUCAGAAGGUCAAGAAUCCGCGUUUUGUCUCUCUUUUAUUCUCCUUGCAAAACGGCGAUUUUGGAGAUCGGAACUCAGAACAACAAAAAACAAUUAAUGGAAAACCCAUUGGAUGCAAGCUAGAGAUGGGAUCUUCAAAACACAAUUUUUUUUUUUUUUUUUUUCUAAUGGUUGUCUCACGUGUCCUGCUUUAAAUACCCCAACUGUCGAUUUCGGUUUCGUCUUCGAUUUUUCUCUAUUAAUCUCUCCUGUUUUCUGAGCUUGGAGUUGUGAAAGGAAGCAUGAAGAGUGGCUGAAACUUGAUUGUAGUUUCUGAAUUGGUUGCUGAAUUGAAGAUCUUGAUUGGUGGGUUAACAGAAGUUUGAGGAAUUAAGAGGAGAGGGAAAAGAUGGAUAAGUACGAGCUUGUGAGAGAUAUUGGGUCUGGGAAUUUUGGUGUGGCGAGGCUUAUGAGGAACAAGGAAACCAGAGAACUUGUCGCCAUGAAAUGCAUCGAGCGUGGACAGAAGAUCGAUGAGAAUGUGGCGAGAGAGAUCAUAAACCACAGAUCGCUUCGACACCCGAACAUAAUUCGAUUCAAGGAGGUUGUCUUGACACCGACCCAUCUCGCCAUCGUCAUGGAAUAUGCCGCAGGUGGAGAGCUCUUCGAACGAAUCUGCACGGCUGGAAGAUUCAGUGAGGAUGAGGCCAGAUAUUUCUUUCAGCAGCUUAUCUCCGGUGUCAGUUUCUGUCAUUCAAUGCAAAUCUGCCAUCGAGACUUGAAGCUGGAGAAUACUCUGUUGGAUGGAAGCGCAGCUCCUCGCCUGAAAAUAUGUGAUUUCGGUUACUCCAAGUCGUCUUUGCUGCAUUCAAGACCCAAAUCGACUGUCGGAACGCCGGCAUAUAUAGCUCCGGAGGUUCUUUCCCGGCGAGAGUACGACGGCAAGAUGGCAGAUGUCUGGUCAUGUGGAGUCACUCUCUAUGUCAUGUUGGUUGGAGCUUAUCCUUUUGAAGACCAAGAAGACCCCAAAAAUUUCAGGAAAACUAUUGGAAGGAUAAUGGCUGUUCAAUACAAAAUCCCAGACUAUGUUCACGUAUCUCAAGAUUGCAAGCACCUUCUUUCUCGUAUAUUUGUCGCAAACGCAAGCAAGAGGAUUACCAUUAAGGAAAUCAAGAGCCAUCCAUGGUUCUUAAAGAACUUGCCAAGGGAGCUGACAGAAACUGCUCAAGCCAUCUAUUAUCAAAGAGACAGCCCAAACAACCCAAGCUAUUCCCCCCAAACUGUAGAGGAAGUAAUGAAAAUUGUGGGAGAAGCAAGGACACCACCUCCAGCCUCUAGGUCUAUUGGGGGCUUUGGCUGGGGCGGUGAGGAAGAUGAAGAGGAUGGCAAGGCAGAAGAGGAAGAUGAAGAUGAGGAAGAAGAUGAAUAUGACAAAAGAGUUAAGCAGGUUCAUGCUAGUGGAGAAUUUCCAAUCAGUUAAAAAGGACCAUGCUAUCUUUUCUUUGUUAUUAGCAAAAUCUUAAUUUGAUUUUGGGAUUUUCCAUAGAUUAGGAUGCUUCAAUGUGUGCAAAAAGUUAUAUACUACUGCUUCAAUCUUCAGGGUUCAAAUGAUUGUAAACAGCAAAUAUUGUCCUAUUAAGAGGUCUAUGUAUUAACUUCAUGAGUUUGGUGCAGAGCAUAUAAUCAAAGUAAAUUUAGUAUGUCA